Molecule: messenger RNA, 1220 nt
Organism: Xenia sp. Carnegie-2017
Lineage: Eukaryota; Metazoa; Cnidaria; Anthozoa; Malacalcyonacea; Xeniidae
Product: ras-related protein Ral-a-like
Exons: 2
Coding region: 126-722 (198 amino acids)
Biological process (GO): Ras protein signal transduction
Cellular component (GO): plasma membrane
Molecular function (GO): GTP binding; GTPase activity; GDP binding
Source: RefSeq, a predicted model, not a curated record
UCAUACACAAAACAAAUACUUGCUUGACGUUGACCUCAAACAACAACGUCUUAGUUUGAGCGAAUGCCGAUAUACAGUGGCUCAUAUAUCUCUUAACUCUACAUUUGGUAAAAAAAAUUGUAAGUAUGUCAAAAACCAAAGAAAAACAAACUGGAUUACAUAAAGUCAUUAUGGUGGGAAGCGGUGGUGUUGGCAAAUCUGCUCUUACAUUGCAGUUUAUGUACGAAGAAUUCGUUGAAGACUACGAACCGACAAAAGCUGAUAGUUAUCGGAAAAAAGUGAUGUUGGAAGGCGAAGAAUGUCAAAUUGACAUCCUUGAUACAGCGGGCCAAGAAGAUUAUGCUGCAAUUCGCGACAACUAUUUUCGCAGUGGAGAAGGAUUUUUGUGUGUAUUUUCCAUUACUGAGACUGAAUCGUUUCAAGCCACGGGCGACUUUCGUGAACAAAUUCUUCGAGUUAAAGGCGAUGAGAACAUUCCAUUUUUGUUAGUUGGUAACAAAGCUGAUCUGGAAGAUAAACGUCAAGUUACUCAAGAUGUUGCAAGGAGCAAAGCUGAAGAGUGGAAAGUACCUUACGUUGAAACCAGUGCAAAGACUAAGGAAAACGUUGAUAAAGUGUUCUAUGACCUCAUGCUAGAAAUUCGCUCAAGGAAAAUAGAAGAUGGAAGCAAGACGACCAGUAGACCAAAGAGUAAAAAGAAGAGGAAAUGUUUAAUUCUGUAGAUGAGAAAAUAUUGGUCAGAUAUUUCACUUACUUGAAAUAAUCCCUAUACUUCAUGCUGCAAUGUUGCCCAUAAAAUUACAAAACAACAUGAUAAUGAUAUACUGAGUAAUGUAAUUGCAUCUGUGCCUACAUAAAAGAAAUUAAAGUAACUCUCACACAGCCAUGCUUAAAUUUUUUAAUUAUGAUUUUCUUUAGUUUAUUUUAGAUGUAAUGUCUAAAACAAACUUUAUUUCCCUUUUGCAUUAUAGCAUUGGUUAUUUAAAUUGAUUGUCCAUAGAAAAUAUAUUGCAUUGUCCAGUUAAUUAUUCUGUUAUAAAUUUGAAAAUUGAAUUGUUUUUCAAUGUGUUAAAAUAGCAAAGCUCAAUCUGUGUCAUCACCAAUGACAGAUCUUAUAUUGUGAAAAAUUUAUGAAUAUAUAUUGUUGUAUAAGACAAACAGUAUAUCAUCUCCAUUUUUGAUAUUCUAUUGGUUGUUUAAAAUAUGUAUCUUGCUUCAAA